AAAAUUGUAUAUUUAUUCUAGUACAACUGACUCAACAAUAGAAGAAAGGUUAUGAGAUGGAGUCGAGAAUACCCUAUUUUGUCAUCGGGCUUCUAAUUGUCAUCAUCUGUGUUCUUCUGGCCAUCAUCUUUAGACUGAAAUUCCUCCUCAAAAGAAGACAUGGUGUGAAGAAAAAAGAAAGCACAGAAUCCAUGGCCAUGAGAGAAGAAUUACUAGAUGAACCAGAGGAGGAAAUUUCAAAAGAAAAUUUAAAGUGGCAGAGUUUUAGAUCAGAUAAUAUUCAUGGAAGUAGCGAUUUUGGAUCUUCGUCUUUAAGAUUUAGGAGCAACACUAUGAACACAGAAUCGACAAAGAAAGAAGUUGAAUCAAGUUCAGACAGCAAUACAAAGAAUCAAAAAGAAGAAAUAAUCUAUGCAAGAGCCCAAGCUUGUAUUCAAGAGAAAAUAGACAGAGAAGACGAAAAGGAAAUGCAGGAAGAACUAACAGAUUUGCAUUCCAGUAGUGACUUCCGAAAUAUCAGCAGUUACGACUGUCUUCAGGAAGAUAUAUACGAACUAUAUAAAUCUAUGGAGAUAUUAAUUCAACGACCAGGCUUUGGACAGCAUAUAAAACCCGAUUUGCGGAAAUUUAAAGAUAUACAUAAACAGUUAGAUUUUAGAAAGAAGGAUCUUAUGAUGACGGAUUGUGCUAUUGUGGUAGCAGGAGAAACAGGCUCUGGAAAAUCAACCAUAAUAAAUCUAAUACUCGGCGAAGAUAUUUUACCAUCUCAUAUCAAGGCAACGACAACAAGAGUGUGUAGAAUAAGAUACUCAGAAAAAAGAAAAGUAUCAACGCUAGAUAAAGACGGGAAAGUGUUAACUAUGUCAGAAUUUAAGGAUGAAGAAGACAUGAGUGAGAUGCUGGAAGAUAUAGCUAACACAUAUGACCAUCGAAUAGAAUAUAUAGAUAUUUGUUUUCCGGUACCGCUAUUGAAGGGUAACAUUAUAAUAGUUGAUACCCCUGGAAAGGGAGACUCAGGACAAGAUGAUGUGGCGUCAAAGAUGAUAGAUUAUCUACCAAAUGCAGUGGCUUUUAUAUUUGUUGUAAGCGUUGCUUCAGCAGGUGGAUUUCAAGAUGAUAGGCUUUCACAUAUUAUUAAGCAUGUGAGGCAAUCGAUGAGUCAAAUGUACUCUUUCGAUCCUCAAGAUGCAAUUUUUCUGCUCAACAAGUGGGAUUCAAUUAUUCCAACAAAAAAAAGGCGAAAGAAAGACCUUUACGAAGAACUCAGAGAAACAGUUCAUGAAAUGUGGGAGGAUGUGAAAGAUACAAAUAUUCUUAAAUUCGCCGCAGCUAAGGUUUAUGAAGAAGAAGCCUACACUGCGGAAUUCGAAUUAUUUUAUCAGAUUCUCAAAGACGUCAUAACCAAAAAUGAAUUCAAAAGAGUUAUAGUUCAUUUGAGAUACAUAGAAUCCUUUGUUGAUGCCUGUGAUAUAAGUCUUUCCAGCAAGCUUAAAUGUGCAAGACAAAAUACAGAUGAUACAAACAAGUAUCUGGAUCAGCUUUGUAGAGAUCUGCAAGUCAUCGAAGCUAAAAGAACGGAGGCAAACUCAAAUCUCCAUUACAGAAUUGAAACUUUUCUGAUUGAAACUGCAGAGGAUCUUUACCAGUAUAUUCAAAGUAAAGACUUAGAAAGUAUUGUUCUACAAGGAACGGAGAAAUAUACGCGCUUUACGAUUGGUAGAGAACUGGAC
Molecule: messenger RNA, 1730 nt
Organism: Saccostrea cuccullata (small rock oyster)
Lineage: Eukaryota; Metazoa; Mollusca; Bivalvia; Ostreida; Ostreidae
Product: dynamin-like protein 2
Exons: 11
Source: RefSeq, a predicted model, not a curated record